Messenger RNA from Penicillium concentricum, 966 nucleotides. RefSeq lists its product as uncharacterized. Lineage: Eukaryota; Fungi; Ascomycota; Eurotiomycetes; Eurotiales; Aspergillaceae. Bases 1 to 966 code for a protein of 321 amino acids. The record is from RefSeq and is a predicted model, not a curated record. The transcript is spliced from 2 exons.
AUGGACUACAUUGGCAACUCCGAAGUUCAAAUGCUUUCAGAGACAUGGGAUGAAGACCGUCAAGACCAAGCCAAAAGAACAAACCUCUUUCGGGGGCUUUCGCGCAUGAUGCUUUCUUUAAGUCAGAUAUCACUCCCUCGCAUAGGAUCUUGGGCCCUCGACUCGAAUGGAACUUUGCGACUUUCCAAUCGACCUCUCACUCUUCGACUUCAUCAAUUAGAAAACGGUGGAAUUCCGACGAACAUCAGUCGAAUCUUGACCUACUCAGCAGCGGACUUAUACUACCUCGAUAUUUUGUCUUGCCAUGAUAGUCACAUACGGUAUCAGCCAAACUCUAUAAGCGAUGCGGAUGAUGGCCGAGCCCAGAUAGCAAGAUUGACGAUAAUGAAAGCGCUCCUACCUCAUUUUUCUAACAAAGAGCUUCGAGAAGGGCCCUUCCUAUACAGACUCACCGAUCUCCAUCCCAGCAACAUAUUCGUUGACAGCGAUUGGAAUGUCAAGUUUGCAUGCUCACCUCCGGCGGAGACGUUGCGUCCUCCAUACUGGUUGACUGGUUGUUCAGUCGACGAACUAAUAGACGAGCAGCUUGAAACCUUUAGUGAGGCCUACGAAGAGUUUGUUGGUGUUUUUGAGGAAGAAAAACGGGUUUCCCCUAUCAACAAUGACCAUUCAUAUAGGACCAAUCUGAUGAGCAACGGUUGGCAAGUCGGAAACUUUGGGUAUUUCCAUGCCUUGGACAGCCCGAAGGGUCUAUUCAACCUCUUCACUCAACAUAUUUACCCCCUUUUUGCACCUUCCAGUCAGCCAAAAGACGAUUUUGCACGGGUUGUAUCGGACUUUUGGGCCCCCGAUGUUGAAAAGGUGCUAGCGACCAAGCUCCGAGAUAAGGAGGAGUAUGAAAAAUCACUUUGUCAGAGGUUUGAGGAUGCUGCUGUUAGCGACGAAGAUGGGACUUCGGAGCAUUAG